CCUCAUCGUUUUGUUUGAUCGCAACAUCAUGUCCGGUAGCGUAGAGAGCCAAUCUAUCAGGCUUGAAGUUAUCGGUGGACAUAAUCUCCAAGUCCCUUCUUGGCGCAUAUCCGCAGGCAUUUACGUAUCCAUCAUUGUCGACUCGAGGAGACGCUGGAAAUCAGCCAUCAGAGUCUUAUCAUCUGACGAAUCUGUAGUCUGGGGAGAUAUCGUUACUCUAUCAUCCUAUGAGUCACCUGUAUUAUCAAUGGAGAUCAGAGCGUCCUACGAGGUCGGUCGAAUGCUGGGCAAUGGGGAACUCAUUGGACAACUUGAAACAUCGUGGGAUGAGCUACUCGAUCAUGGAAACGAGCCAUUCGAACUGUCCUUCCCACCUGUUCGUGGUGUCAAUCCUUCGCUCAAGCUAAAGGCUGUUGUCGUACACGCUCGUGAUAAUCAGGACGGCGCGCUGUUUGAUUCCCUCAUAGACUGUGAGAUUGCUCGAGACACAGAUGCGGGCCACGCACAAUAUGCCGUAUAUAUUUCCAGCGGGACGGUCUAUCAUUGGCACCUGAACGAUGCUGUCCAGAACUUUCAGUUGGUUCUGUAUUGCUGUCCUGUCAACCAUCCUGACCACGCAGCGGCUCUCACCAACCUCGCGUUGGCCCGUCUUGAAGGCUAUAUUCAAACUAGUGUUCAAGACAUUGAUACAACUACUUCCCUCCUCCGCGAAGCCCUUGCAUUGCGUCCGCAGGAGCCCUCCCCCGUCUACAUUCACGAAUCUGUGGAACUGUGCCGCAAGCUACUGCCCCUCUGUCCAGAGGGCACCUACCUUCGUAGCAAGGGCGCAGACAGUGCAAUCGAUUAUGUGAUCAGUGAAUGCAACGAACUUCCAAUCGAUUCAUCUGACGAAGGCAUCCGCAUUCGACGAGUCGCGCUCGAGCUCUGUCCUCUGGGCCAGAAAUACCAUCCAAGAGCACUUGACAAUCUUUCAUGUGCUCUCAGCGUACGCUUUAAACAACAUGGAAGCACUGAUAACAUAGACGAGAGCAUACGACUUGGUCGUGAAGCUGUUUCUCUGUGCCCCGAGGGACAAUCUGGCCGUGAUUUCUACUUGAAUAACUUGGCCGUCUCACUGAAGUCCCGCUUUGAUCACCAAGGAAAAUAUCAUGACCUUGAUGAGGCCAUCUCUUGGCACGAAGCAGUGCUGUGCAUGCGCCCUGUUGGGCACGAAGUUCGUGAUUAUUCGUUGGUCAACCUAGGGGACGCCCUCCACACCCGUUCCAACAUAAACAGAGACAUUGAUGGCAUCAACCGAGCUGUCGGCCUCCAUCGCGAGGCACUGACGUUGCGCCCACCUGGGCAUCCACAUCGUGACACCACACUCAACAACCUUUCCAACGCGCUCCUUUGCAGAUAUGGCACAUUGCACGUCAUCGAGGAUCUCAACGAGGCCAUUGAUCUUCAUCAUGAAUCACUUCGGAUAAGGCUGCUUGACCAUCCAAAGCGCCAUGUAAGUCUUUGCAAUUUGAGCUCGGCUCUCUGCUCUCGUUUCACGCGAACCGGGAAGAAUGAAAAUGUCGAGGAGGCCAUUUGGCUCUGCCAAGAGUCGUUGGAGGCCCUACCUUCACUGCACCCCGCCCGGUUUUUCAGCUACAUGUGUCUGAAGAAUGCCUUCAUGUCUCGUUAUGAUAUAGAGCACAACCCCGCCGACUUGUCGAUCGCUGUAGAGAACUUCAGAUUGGGAUCACGACACCCCACUCAAGGAUUCCCACACCGCAUCUUACAGGCAUAUUUUUGGACUGUUGCAGCUGAGCAACAUUGUCAUGGAUCCGCACUGGAGGCUUACUCGACGUGUUUCGAGCUUCUAGAUUCUCAUUUAGGAACACGAUCAUCAACCACUUCGCGGCGCGAAGCUGCCUCUGCCUUCUAUUAUGCCAUAUCAUUACCUGUAGAUGCAGCAUCGUAUGCCAUCCACCAUGACAAUCUCCGACAUGCAGUUGAACUGGUGGAGCAGGGCCGUGGUCAACAGUGGUCGUUGGCCUCUCGACUCAAGACUCCAGUUGAAGACCUCGAAUCGGGACAUCCGGAUCUAGCCCACAAAUUUUCUGAGCUGAGCGAGCGCGUUUCCAAUGCUGCUCAAGGUUCUGCAACUAUUGCCGACAGAGCUGCGGCUGAAGUAGCGGACACAAAGUACAGGAAAAUCAUGGCGGAAUGGGAAGCUGUGGUAGCUGAGAUACGCAAUCUUCAAGAUUUCUCGCGGUUCUUGCUCCCACCUUCGUAUGAAGACUUGCAAGCGGCAGCGCGCCAUGGCCCGGUCGUCAUCCUCAUUGCCAGCAAAUACUCCUGCAGCGCUAUUGUUGUCCCAACGUCAGGAGAGCCUCAUCAUGUUCACAUCCCGCGCAUCACUCUACCACAUCUAGAGAAGCUCAAGGACGAUUUCGCCACGGCAAUCCGGCAUACGGCUCGUAUGCGCCCAGAGGAACCGAGGAAGAAGUUGCGGGUGCUCUUGCGGAUAGUGUGGGAUGAGAUCAUACUACCCAUCGUUAACGUCCUCCAGCAUGGCCUAAAAUUGCAGCAUCAGUCUCGAAUAUGGCUGUGUCCGACGGCAGCCUUCACGUCUAUCCCUCUCCAUGCAGCUGACCCCUUCCGAAUGAACGCAGAUCGCUCUGGGAAGGAGUCAUGCCUGGAGGAUCUCUACAUCUGCUCUUAUACGCCCACACUUUCAGCUCUUAUUAGAGCUCGGCAGACGAUGAAGACGCGUGCGACUCCGUCCUUCGCGGCGAUCGGACAAAGUCAACCGUGCGCAGGGCAAGGCGACGUGCUCCCGGCUGUCGACGGCGAACUUGAGCUUGUGCAUACACUCGUUCCUCCUAACAUCAAGUUCACCAAUCUUUCGAAAGACGAGGCUACACAAGCAGGUGCGCUCAACGCUUUGCGGUGCAAUACCUGGGUGCACCUCGCUUGCCACGGCAAGCAGGACCUCGAGCAGCCUUAUAACUCAUGUUUCGCUAUGAGAGACAAACCCGUUACGCUGCUCGACAUCAUGGAGAACAACUCUCCGCAAGCUGAAUUCGCAUUCUUAUCGGCCUGUCAUACCGCUGUCGGCGAUGAGGAGACACCCGAUGAAGCCAUCCACCUCGCAGCUGGACUCCAGUUUUCGGGGUUCAAGAGCGUCGUUGGCACGCUGUGGGGGGUCAGUGACGCUCUCGCAAAACACGUUGUGGAAGCUUUCUACGAGAAAAUGUUCGAGGAUCUGGAGGACGGUGUCGUAGACUGUACGAAGGCGGCCUGGGCACUCAACCGCGCUACACACGCCGUGAUAACGAAAGUGCCGCUCGAGCAGAGGAUGGUGUUUAUUCAUAUCGGUGUGUAGUUCUACAUAUGUCAUAUUGCUUGGUCUGGGCAUGUUCACGAGUUAGUUAUCUGCAAUCUUGUUUUGUCCCUUUUUCAUAGUCACUGUGACUCUGAUACUCUUGCGCUCCCGUUAUCUCGUUUUUAUAUCCUCUUUCCUGU
Messenger RNA from Suillus clintonianus, 3495 nucleotides. RefSeq names its product CHAT domain-containing protein. The transcript is spliced from 6 exons. The record is from RefSeq and is a predicted model, not a curated record. Bases 29 to 3355 code for a protein of 1108 amino acids. Gene Ontology annotation, molecular function: protein binding. Lineage: Eukaryota; Fungi; Basidiomycota; Agaricomycetes; Boletales; Suillaceae.